AUGGCUGCCGAGGUAACCAGCGAGGAACAGUACGAUCUGACGUCAGUCAUAGGCGGCUACCUGGACCGCCACCUCGUCUUCCCUAUGCUAGAGUUCCUCUCUGAGAAGAAGAUGUACGAGGAGGGAGACAUGCUGAAGGCCAGACUGGAACUGCUGAGUCAAACUAACAUGGUGGACUAUGCAGUGGACAUAUACAAACAGCUGCAUCAGGAUGACGAUGCUCCUGCCCCUCCUGAGUUGCUGCAGAAAAGAGAACAUGUGGUGGAGAAACUGCACGAGUUUGAGGAGACCAUUGAUCCCAUAGUUCAGCUAUUUGAAGACCCUGAAGUCCAGGAGUACCUGGAGCAAAAGAAGGAAGACCUAACACUCUUUGAGUACCUCUCACAGAACCAUAAUUUCAAGCCGGAGAUGGUGGAUCUAGUGUACAACUGUGCCAAGUUCAAGUACGAGUGUGGCAACUACACCGAGGCCUCCGAGUAUCUCUACUUCUACCGAGUACUGGCUCCCAGUGAUCACCACAACACACUGAGUGGAAUGUGGGGCAGACUGUCGUGCUAUAUCCUGGUGGCAGACUGGGAGUCUGCCCUCGAGGAACUCAACAACCUCAGGAAACACAUCGACGACUCCAUCCACACACCCCACCUCCUCCGUCUCCAGCAGAGGAGUUGGCUCAUCCACUGGAGUCUCUUCGUCUUCUUCAACCACGCCAAGGGUCAGGACGACAUCAUCGAACUACUCCUAUACAAACCCGACUACCUGAAUGCCAUCCACACCAGCUGUCCACACAUCCUCCGCUACGUAACUGCAGCAGUCAUCACCAACAAGAGAAGACAGUCCAUUCUCAAGGACCUCAUCAGAGUCAUCAAAAGGGCAAGUCCCCCAUAAAUUAGCUCCAUUCUCAAACAACUC
Molecule: messenger RNA, 909 nt
Organism: Geodia barretti
Lineage: Eukaryota; Metazoa; Porifera; Demospongiae; Tetractinellida; Geodiidae
Source: the annotation of a GenBank genome assembly